AGCCCUUUCUGCCCAAACCACUUUGGGACAAGCCACCAGGAGUCACGCCGACCCCUGGUCCACGACGGUUCCGAGACCGCACCGCGCCUCCAGCACCAGCAUCAACAUACACAACUUCCGGGCCUCCAUCGGAGACUACGCCAGCCAUGCGCCCGCUCGCGCUCCUGGCGGCGGCGCCCGCGCUCCGCCUGGGCGCGCAGGCGCUGACGCUUGGCCAGCAGGGCGCCGACCCCGACGGGGCGCCGGCCGGCGCCGGGGUGCAGGAGAGGCCUGCCUCGCGGCGCUGGGGCUGCCGAGCUGCCCUCGCGGUGGCGCGGCCUCCCCGGGCUGCCUCGACUACGACCUCCUGGCCGAGGACAUGGGCGAGCUGGGCUUCGACGCCGAGGGCUGCGCCAGGGCACUGCAGGUGGACGCUCGCGUGAAAGGCAAUCCCCUGGCCAAUACUCCUCACGAAGGACAGGUGCCUCGCGCCAACGUGUCUCACACGAAGCCGGUCAUCUGGGUCCACAUCCACAAGUCAAUGGGAAUUUUCAUCUACUCCAUGGCACUCCUGAACCACGAGAACGUUGUGCGGCCGAGCUUCAACGGGAACUGGUGGCCGUACGACACGCCCGACGCAGUCAGGAGGGGGAAAGCAUGGCGCGCCAACUGCUCAAAGAGAGCCGAGUACUUUGCUUGGUCGAAUGUCACAUGGGCUCAGGUCGAGCAUGAGAUGGACGACUACAAUCUAUGUCAUGGGCAGUUUAAUUAUGGCAUCCUUCUCCGAGAUCCAAGCGCACUCGCUAUCUCCAAGGCGAGCAUGGAGAAGUAUUCACCAGAGGAGACGAUUGCAUCCUUGAACUGUCUUGUGGGGAGGGAAGGCGAUUCCGAUCUGACCCAGGCUUGCGAUCGUGCAGCUCCCAAAAAGAACGAUUGGAAACUGUGGUGGUUCUACGACAACUUCCUCGUCCGGACCCUUGGUGGUCAGUCAGUUUGGUCGCUCCCUGCAGGGGGCAUUACCGAGGAGCAUGCGCACAAGGCGAUCGAGCGCCUAUCGAAAUUCGAGGUCGUGAUGUUCGCGGAUGACUUCGAGAACAAGGCGUACCUCGAGACCGCGAUCGGUUGGCGCCAAGAGUUCUACAAUACGGCAUACAAGAGGCCUUCCACUCACGUGGUCGAGCUCACCAACGAACAGAAAGAAACAGCCAGGUUCACCAACAGGUUUGACUACAUGGUUUUGCGACCACUUCAAGGGGCGCCCCAUGCAGGAGCGCGUCAAGAAGUUCCAGUGACUCGCCACGGGCGCGUCGCACUGCCCGUAUUUGGUGCGUCUCUGAGUCAGAGGCGGCACAGCUUGCGUUCUCUGCUGCCCACCCCACACGCCCCCGAGCGGAUUCCCCGUGUGGCGGAAGCCAUCGCGGGCCCUCCCUGCUGGCGAUGGUCGCUGAGCGCUCCCCCGCCCCGCAGACGAGCGGACCUGCUGCACCCGACGGGCCCUGCUGCUGCUCCGCCCCCCCCCCCUCCCUGCUCCCUCCGAGGCGUUCCGGGCAGGGCAUCGCCUUCGAGGCUCGGAGGAGCCGGCAUCCCGCUCUCGGCGGGAGGCUGGCAGGGGGCCGCGGAAGUGAAGCGAGGGCGGCUGCGCCGGCGGAAGCCCGCGGAAGCGAGCAUCAGCCCUCUCUGAUAGAUGGCAAUAUGUUCGGACUCAGGGCUUCCGGGACGGCUACAAUGUCUGACACCGACGAAGAGCAGGAG
Messenger RNA from Prorocentrum cordatum, 1731 nucleotides. Lineage: Eukaryota; Dinophyceae; Prorocentrales; Prorocentraceae. The record is from the annotation of a GenBank genome assembly.